Messenger RNA from Arabidopsis arenosa, 1295 nucleotides. The record is from the annotation of a GenBank genome assembly. Lineage: Eukaryota; Viridiplantae; Streptophyta; Magnoliopsida; Brassicales; Brassicaceae.
CUUGCAUUUACUAUUUGGCACACAUAUAUACAAAAUCCAGUAUCCCACUCUUCUGAGCCAUCAAAAGAAGAAAGAGAGAUAAAAAAAAAUGAAUAUGAAAACAUCAAAGAUGAAGUUCACAAAAGAGAUGAUAGAGUCUAUCAAAGACAAGCUCCCAAGGCUCAGCUUCCUCCUCCUCUUCCUCCGACAAUGCUACGGUGGCUGCGGCGAACGGACCCACUUACUCCCAUGCUCCAUCGCCACCACUUCCACCCGCUUUUGGAACCUCUCCGACCGUCCCGUGGAGCUCCAAAUUCGGGUCGGUUCAAUCCUAAAACGGGUCCACACUCUCAAACCUGGCCGUUCCAAGAGGCUUAGACACACAAGCAUCCACAGAGCUUACGUGGAUGACCAGGAAGGACGUAGAUGGCUGUAUUACGACGACACGUGUCUACCGUACGUAUGGGUUCACGAGACCGGUACGGACUUGUCGAAGAUGGUGAAGCAACAGUACGUGAGUCUCGAGGAUCUGAGGGAUUACUCGGAGAUCAGGGUUUAUAAGGAUUUACAGAGAGGUUCGAUUUUGUUCCCAAAUUCGAAAACUGGUGAUGCGUCGUCUUCGUUUCUUGAACGUGUAAGAAACUCCGUCGCCGAAAAUGGGCCUAAGCUUCGAGAAGCUUCUGAAAGAAUAGGACGCGAGAUUCUUCUAUGGACUCGUAGAAGCAGCUCGAUUCGUGCUCUUCUUGUCAUCACUAUGGGAACAAUGGUUCUUCUUACAACAAUGGCUUUGGUUGUCUUCACACUCUUCUUUGUAGCUGCAACAGCUAAUGCUAUCAUAAUCUCUCUUCUGAUUUCACUUGCUGUUGCUGGAGGCUUCUUGGCAUUCUUCUUUCUUUGCUUGACUGGUAUUGCUAGUUUGAUUGUUGCUGCACCUAGAUGCUCUGAGAUUCCUGAGCUUGGAGAUCUUCGAGACAUCUUUGAGAAGAAGUAUGGGAAAGAGAACUCAUUGUACAAUGACUUGCUUUCAUGGAAUUAUGAGUGAGGCAAAGCUUCCUGUGACCGAAUCUUACUACCUUAUGGGCACAGUGGAUCCCACCGGAGAGCUAAAGGAAGAUGAAGUCUGUGUCAUCCUGUAUGCUACUCAACUCUUCUCUUACUUUUUCAUUUUGAGUUUUACAUGGAAACAUAUAACAGUGACUUGCUUUCAUGGAAUUAUGAGUGAGUUUUUCAUUUAGUCACUGCUUCUUUUCAUGGUUUUGUAGUUGUAGUAUUAGUUAUGAUCUAAUAUUGACACAUAAUGAACUGAGCUACAAUGU